UAUCUGAUGAGAUUUGGUCCCUUCUUCCACCCGUAGGCGCCGUGUAGUGAGUUUGCUUUUCGGUUCUGACAGUUCGGGCGCCAUGGAUGUGAACCAGCCUAAGCAGGAACACCUAUUGGCCCUCAAAGUGAUGCGCCUCACAAAACCAACUUUAUUUACCAAUAUCCCAGUGACAUGUGAAGAACGUGACCUUCCAGGUGACUUGUUUCAUAACCUCAUGAAAGAUGACCCUUCUACAGUAAAAGGAGCAGAAAUCUUAAUGCUGGGAGAAAUGUUAACAUUACCGCAGAAUUUUGGAAACAUCUUCCUGGGUGAAACAUUCUCUAGCUACAUCAGUGUUCACAAUGACAGCAGUCAAACCGUCAAAGACAUACAAGUCAAGGCAGACCUGCAGACAAGCUCCCAGCGGCUCAACCUGUCUGCAUCCAGUGCUGUAGUGGCUGAACUAAGAUCAGACAGCUGUAUAGAUGAUGUCAUUCAUCAUGAAGUUAAAGAGAUCGGCACACACAUAUUGGUGUGUGCUGUAAGUUACACCACUCAGACAGGCGAGAAGAUGUACUUCAGAAAGUUCUUCAAGUUCCAGGUCCUCAAACCUCUUGAUGUGAAGACCAAGUUUUAUAACGCAGAGAGUGACCUCAGUUCUGUGACAGACGAAGUGUUUCUGGAAGCCCAGAUCCAGAAUAUCACCACUUCACCUAUGUUCAUGGAGAAGGUGUCGCUAGAACCAUCUAUAAUGUACAACGUGACGGAGCUGAACAGUGUGGUCAGCAAUGGUGGGGGGUUGUCUACAUUUGGAACAAAGACUUACUUGCAGCCACUGGACACACGACAGUACUUGUACUGCUUGAAGCCGAAGCCAGAAUUUGCCGAAAAAGCCGGUGUCAUCAAAGGGGUCACAGUAAUCGGCAAACUGGACAUUGUGUGGAAAACCAACCUGGGAGAACGGGGCCGACUACAGACCAGCCAGCUACAGAGAAUGGCUCCGGGAUAUGGCGAUGUCAGACUUUCUUUAGAGACCAUCCCAGAUACGGUCAGUCUGGAGGAACCAUUUGAUAUCACAUGUAAAAUCACUAAUUGCAGCAGUGAACGGACCAUGGAUCUGAUUCUAGAAAUGUGUAACACUAAUUCCAUUCACUGGUGCGGAGUAUCAGGAAGACAGCUCGGCAAACUGCACCCCAGCACCUCGCUCUUCCUCAGUCUGACACUUCUGUCAUCUGUGCAGGGCUUGCAGAGCGUUUCCGGAUUAAGACUGACGGACACAUUUUUAAAGAGAACUUAUGAAUACGAUGACAUUGCUCAGGUGUGCGUUGUGUCUUCUAAGGUUCAAGCAUAAAAACUGUCUCAUCUCUAUCUCCAUCUCUAUCUCGGAGACAUGAAGGCCAACGUCUCCAGGAGCAAGGCGCACACUUCAGACACAUGACCUGUUUACAGAUGAAUCAAGCUCGUUUUAUUGUUUAAUGGUUCUUUUCAUUUGUCAGCAAAUGCCUUUUAUUUUUAAAUGUGUGUUUUAAUACACCGUCUUUUAUCGCAUACACCACAAAAAUAAAGUGUAAAUAGGAAUUUAUUUAUUUGAUAUACAGCCUUUCCACUUGCCUUGCACUCGGACAUAAACAUUUUACUUGAAUCAAAGCAAUU
Messenger RNA from Nanorana parkeri, 1635 nucleotides. RefSeq names its product trafficking protein particle complex 13 (gene TRAPPC13). Gene Ontology annotation, cellular component: TRAPPIII protein complex. The record is from RefSeq and is a predicted model, not a curated record. Lineage: Eukaryota; Metazoa; Chordata; Amphibia; Anura; Dicroglossidae. Bases 83 to 1333 code for a protein of 416 amino acids. The transcript is spliced from 13 exons.